CUCAGCCAGACCUGUGUGGAUGAUGACAUCUGGCUGUCUUCACUCUAAAUAUGCUCUGAGGGGCUGUGCAAUGUCAUAUUCCACUUCCUAUACUUUGGAGAUCACCUGUUCAGACUCUGUCAGGCUGGUGAAUGGGACCAGUCUGUGUUCAGGCAGACUGGAGGUGAAGUCUAACCAGUCUAACCAGUCUAACCAGAGGUGGUCCUCAGUGUGUGAAGCUGACUUUGACCAGCAGGAUGCAGAGGUGGUCUGCAGGGAGCUUGGCUGUGGGGCUCCUUCAGUCCUCCAGGGGGCGCUCUAUGGAGAAGUGGAGGCUCCAGUGUGGACCAAAGAGUUCCAGUGUGGAGGCCAUGAGUCUGCUCUCCUGGACUGUAGAAGCUCAGGCUCAGAUAGAAACACCUGCUCACCUGGCAAAGCUGUUGGACUCACCUGCUCAGAGCCUGUCAGGUUGGUGGGAGGGUCCAGUCGCUGUGCAGGAACACUGGAGGUGAAACAGGGAGAGUGGAGACCAGUGGACAAUUUCAAAUAUAUCUGGAGCCAGAAGAAAGCAAAUGUAUUUUGCAGAGAGGUGGACUGUGGCUCAGCUGUUUCUGUCAAAUGGAUAAAGGAGUCCUCACGUAGACCUGUAUGGGCAGUGACAUCUGACUGUGUUCAAUCUGGAUCAGCUGUGAGGGACUGUGUAAGAUCAGAUUCCUCUCUUUACAUCCUGGAGAUCACCUGCUCAGACUCUGUCAGGCUGGUGGAUGGGACCAGUCUGUGUUCAGGCAGACUGGAGGUGAAGUCUAACCAGUCUAACCAGUCUAACCAGAGGUGGUCCUCAGUGUGUGAAGCUGACUUUGACCAGCAGGAUGCAGAGGUGGUCUGCAGGGAGCUUGGCUGUGGGGCUCCUUCAGUCCUCCAGGGGGCGCUCUAUGGAGAAGUGGAGGCUCCAGUGUGGACCAAAGAGUUCCAGUGUGGAGGCCAUGAGUCUGCUCUCCUGGACUGUAGAAGCUCAGGCUCAGAUAGAAACACCUGCUCACCUGGCAAAGCUGUUGGACUCACCUGCUCAGAGCCUGUCAGGUUGGUGGGAGGAUCCAGUCGCUGUGCAGGAACACUGGAGGUGAAACAGGGAGAGUGGAGACCAGUAUAUGACUUGAACUCUCUGUGGACCCUGAGGGAAGCAGCUCUAACGUGUACAGAGUUGGACUGUGGCUCUGUUGUUUCUGUAAGACAGAAAGAAGAGUCCUCAGAUGAACUUGUAUGGGUAAUGACAGCUGGCUGUGUUCCCUCUGCACCUUUUUUAAAAGACUGUGCAAUACCAACUUCCUCUUUCUACACCCCAAACAUCCAGAUCACCUGUUCAGAAUCUGUCAGGUUGGUGGGAGGAUCCGGUCGUUGUACUGGAGCACUGGAGAUGAAACAUGGGGAUGACUGGAGGCCAGUGUACGGCCAUCAUUGGAGCCUGAGGGAUGCAGCUGUAUUCUGCAAAGAGCUGGAUUAUCUGCUCUGA
Epinephelus fuscoguttatus (brown-marbled grouper) is the source of this 1489-nucleotide messenger RNA. Its product is annotated as scavenger receptor cysteine-rich type 1 protein M130-like. The record is from RefSeq and is a predicted model, not a curated record. Gene Ontology annotation, cellular component: membrane. Bases 20 to 1489 code for a protein of 489 amino acids. The transcript has 7 exons. Lineage: Eukaryota; Metazoa; Chordata; Actinopteri; Perciformes; Serranidae.